AUGCCAACAGGGAGGGUGGUGGGCUGGACGGUGGCGGUUCUGUGUGUGUGGGUCUCCUGUGGCGCUGCCGCGGGACAACUCGAAUACUCAGUGUUGGAGGAGACUCCGCGGGGCGUGGCCGUAGGCAACGUCACCGCGGACCUGCGGCUGUCAGCGGCGGUUCUGUCCUGGCGGAACUUUCGCUUCCUUUCCAGCCACGACGGGCCCUACUUCGGGGUGGAUCUGGCCAGCGGUAGCUUGGUGGUCCGAGAGCCGGCGGACCGCGAACGGCUUUGCGGGGCCAAAGCUCCCUGCGUCUUGACCUAUGAGCUGGUGCUUGAGGACCCGCUGGAGCUGCACAAGAUGCGCAUCCACGUCCUGGAUAUCAACGACAACUCGCCUCUCUUCCCCGCCCGCGACGUGCAGCUGCACAUCCCCGAGUUCCUGGCGCCGGGGGCCCGUUUUACCCUCCCCAGCGCCCAAGAUGCCGAUGAGGGAAGCAACGGGGUGCUCAGCUACAGCCUGAGCCCCAGCCAGCACUUCCGCCUGGACAUGGGGUCGCGGGCCGACGGCAGCGAGUUCCCAGAGUUGGUUCUGGAGAAAGCUCUGGAUCGCGAGGAACGCGCCACCCACAGGCUGGUGCUCACCGCUCACGACCGCGGGCGGCCCGCACGCUCCGGGGACGCGCAGGUCACCAUCAUUGUGGUGGACACAAACGACAAUGCACCUGUAUUUGAGCGCACGGUAUAUCGCACCAGGGUGCCAGAGACUGUACCCAACGGUACCGUGUUAGUCCGAGUUCGGGCCUCGGACCCGGACGAAGGCUCCAAUGGGGAAGUCCGGUACUCCUUAAGCAGCAGCACGCAGGCAAAGCUGCGACACCACUUUCACGUUCACCCUAGAAAUGGGGAGGUGCGGGUAGCAGCUUUGCUAGGUCCUCCUGAAACGCUGCUGGAGGCAUACAUCGAGGCGAGGGAUGAGGGCGCCUUCGGUCUGGCCAGCACCGCCAAACUGCUGGUGGAAGUGACUGACGUGAACGACCACGCCCCGGAGGUGAACCUGCUGACUCUCUCCAGCCCCGUUUCCGAGGGCACCGCCCCCGGCACAGUGAUUGCUCUCCUCAGUGUAAGGGAUGAGGACCUCGGUCCCAAUGGUAAGGUCAUUUGUAGCAUAUCCAAUGGAGGCCCUUUUAAGCUGAAGGCUUCUUUUGACAAUUACUACAGUUUGCUCACUGAUGGGCCGCUGGACCGGGAGCAGGUCAGCGAAUACCAGGUCCUGAUCACCGCCUCAGACGGUGGCUCGCCACCACUUAGCACCCGCAGGACACUGACUGUGUUAGUUGCUGAUGUGAAUGACAAUGCACCAAGCUUCCCUCAACCUCGACAGGAACUUUUUGUGGCUGAAAACAAUGGCCCUGGAGCCUCUCUAGGCCGCGUGUUUGCCCAGGACCCAGACUUAGGGAACAAUGGCCGUGUCUUCUAUGAACUGUUGGAUAUUAGCUCUGAAGGGCAGACAGCCGCUAGCUGGGUGGCAGUAGAAUCAUCCAGCGGGGCUAUCACUGCCAAAACUUCCUUUGACUUUGAGCAGCUCAAGGAGGUUCACUUUCAAGUGGAAGCCCGGGAUGGGGGCAUUCCUCCCAGAAGUGCAACCGUGACUGUGAACUUGUUUGUGGUAGAUAGGAACGACAAUGCUCCCGUCAUCUUGUUUCCUGUGACCAGAAAUGGCACCGUCCCAGUGGAAAUCGUGCCCCGCUCUGCCAGAACUGGACACUUGGUCACAAAAGUAGUCGCAGAGGAUGCAGACAGCGGCUCCAAUGCCUGGCUUUCCUACCACAUCUCCCAGGCUUCUGACUCUAGCCUUUUCAGAAUUUCAGCCAACAUGGGAGAGCUCCGUACUGCCCGCUUAGUUCUUCCCACUGAUGCAGUGAAACAGAGGGUGGUAGUAGUGGUUCGGGACCGUGGAGACCCACCACUCUCCUCCUCGGUCACACUGGGUGUGCUGUUGAGCAACUCUGUUCCUCAGGUCCUUCCAGACUUUGAAGAUGCCUGGGAAACAGGAGGGCACCUCUCUGCCCGGAACCUGUAUUUAGUAAUUGCUCUGGCCUGUAUUUCCUUUUUAUUUCUGGGGUGCUUACUUUUCUUUGUGUGUAUCAAAUUGAGCCAGAGCCCAGGUUAUUGCUCUCGGAGCUGCUGUUGCUCUCCAGAGGAGCUGAGGAAUGGAAGGGAGGUGACUUUGAAUCCUUGCGUGGCAUCAGCCACAAUAGAUGUCACUACAGUCGAGAGACUUUCUCAGACCUAUCUCUAUUGGGCUUCCUUGGGACUUGGUUCUGAUAAUAACAGUUUGCUAUGGCGUGGGGAGUACAGUGCUGCUGACCUGAGAAAUCUGGCCACUGGGGUAGGACUGAAUUUGCCAAUAUCCUGUAUUCAGAUUCGGAAUAGGAAAGAUCACAUAAAUGUCAAUGCCAUGGUAAGUAAAUUUUGUGGGAUUUGAUUUUCUUAGCCAGGAGAUGACUGGCAGAUGUUUUUAAAUGUUUAUUAGAUGAUCCUUUGGCAACAUUUAAUGCAUUGAGUUGAACACUCCUGCUUAGUACUCCCUGUGCUAAGAAUUCUGGGAGUAUAAAAGUAUUAAAAGACUGUUCUUGACC
This is a messenger RNA of Myotis brandtii (Brandt's bat), 2623 nucleotides long. RefSeq names its product protocadherin alpha subfamily C, 1 (gene PCDHAC1). The coding region runs from base 1 to 2469 and encodes 822 amino acids. The transcript has a single exon. Gene Ontology annotation, molecular function: calcium ion binding. Gene Ontology annotation, biological process: homophilic cell-cell adhesion. Lineage: Eukaryota; Metazoa; Chordata; Mammalia; Chiroptera; Vespertilionidae. Gene Ontology annotation, cellular component: plasma membrane. The record is from RefSeq and is a predicted model, not a curated record.